AUGCAGGCUGGGUCUGGACCGAGAGGCCGGUCUUUGAAGUAUGUUGGGUGGAAGCCACCAGAAACAGGUUGGGUGGUAGUGAAUUCCGAUGGUAGUGCAUUGUUGUCAGCAGGAAGGGCAAGUUGUGCAGGUUGUUUUCGAAACAAUGAAGUAUUAGCAUGGGAUUCAGGGCGGAAGAAGAUUGAAGUUCAAAUGGAUUCUCAACUCGCAUUAGAUUUACUUGCAGGUAGAGGUGCAGGAGUUUUUAGAGUUGCUAAUUUGGUGAGGAAUUGCCGUGAUCUUAUCAAUAGAAGCUGGGAAGUCAAGAUGGUUAGGGCUUUCAUGGCCUAG
Messenger RNA from Manihot esculenta (cassava), 330 nucleotides. RefSeq lists its product as uncharacterized. The coding region runs from base 1 to 330 and encodes 109 amino acids. Lineage: Eukaryota; Viridiplantae; Streptophyta; Magnoliopsida; Malpighiales; Euphorbiaceae. The transcript has 3 exons. Gene Ontology annotation, molecular function: RNA-DNA hybrid ribonuclease activity; nucleic acid binding. The record is from RefSeq and is a predicted model, not a curated record.